Molecule: messenger RNA, 4745 nt
Organism: Dromiciops gliroides (monito del monte)
Lineage: Eukaryota; Metazoa; Chordata; Mammalia; Microbiotheria; Microbiotheriidae
Gene: RAD50
Product: RAD50 double strand break repair protein
Exons: 25
Coding region: 156-3923 (1255 amino acids)
Biological process (GO): telomere maintenance via recombination; chromosome organization involved in meiotic cell cycle; telomere maintenance via telomerase
Cellular component (GO): nucleus; condensed nuclear chromosome; Mre11 complex
Molecular function (GO): single-stranded telomeric DNA binding; G-quadruplex DNA binding; double-stranded telomeric DNA binding
Source: RefSeq, a predicted model, not a curated record
GAAGAAGCAAGCACACGCGCGCGCGCGCGCGCGGGACCGGAAAGGGUGGAGCUGCGCUACGGAAAGGGGUGGGGCGCAGGCGAGCGGGAAGUGAAGGCGUUUGUUUGGAGGUCAUCCAAAUUCUUGAUAUUGAAAAAAGAAAAAACAAUGAAAACAUGGCUAAGAUCGAAAAGAUGAGCAUUAUGGGUGUGAGGAGUUUUGGAAUAGAGGACAAGGAUAAGCAAAUUAUCACUUUCUUCAGUCCUUUAACAAUUUUGGUUGGACCCAAUGGUGCAGGCAAGACGACCAUCAUUGAGUGUCUGAAGUAUAUUUCUACCGGAGAUUUCCCUCCUGGUACCAAAGGAAAUACAUUUGUUCAUGAUCCAAAGGUUGCUCAAGAAACAGAUGUUAAAGCUCAGAUUCGUCUGCAGUUUCGUGAUGUCAAUGGGGAACUUGUAGCUGUACAGAGGUCAAUGGUGUGUACUCAGAAAAGUAAAAAGACAGAAUUUAAGACCCUGGAAGGAGUCAUUACUAGAACAAAGCAUGGUGAAAAGGUAAGCCUCAGCUCUAAAUGUGCAGAAAUUGACCGAGAGAUGAUCAGUUCCCUUGGUGUUUCCAAAUCUGUGCUCAAUAAUGUCAUUUUCUGCCAUCAAGAAGAUUCCACUUGGCCUUUAAGUGAAGGGAAGGCCCUGAAACAGAAAUUUGAUGAAAUCUUCUCAGCAACAAGGUAUAUUAAAGCCUUGGAAACACUUCGUUUAGUGCGUCAAAGCCAAAGCCAGCGGGUAAAGGAAUGUCAGACUGAACUAAAGUACCUGAAACAGAAUAAGGAAAAGGCUUGCGAGAUUCGCGAUCAGAUUGUCAGCAAGGAAGCUCAGUUAGCAUCUUCUAAGGAGUUUGUUAAGUCGUAUGACAAUGAGCUUGGACCGCUGAAGGCUCAUCUAAAAGAAAUCGAGCAGAAUCUUAAUAAAAUAGUGAGACUUGACAAUGAUAUUAAAGCUCUGGACAGUAGAAAGAAACAAAUGGAAAAGGAUAACAAUGAACUAGAGCAGAAAAUGGAGAAGGUAUUUCAAGGAACUGAUGAACAGCUAAAUGAUCUCUACCAUAAUCACCAGAGAACAGUGAGAGAAAAGGAAAGGAAACUUAUCGACUGUCAGCGAGAGCUGGACAGAACAAAUAAAGAAUCUAAGCUGCUGAAUCAUGAAAAAUCAGAACUGCUUGUGGAACAGGGUCGUCUACAACUACAAGCAGAUCGCCAUCAACAGAACAUCCGAGCUAGAGAUUCAUUAAUACAGUCUUUGGCAACACAUUUAGAAUUAGAUGGUUAUGAGCGAGCACCAUUUAAUGAAAGACAAAUUAAAAAUUUUCAGAAGCUUGUUAAGGACAUAGAAGAAAGAGAAACAGAAACUAAUAGGCGAAUGAUGAAUGACUUUUCAGGAAAAGAAAAUAUGAAACAGAAACAGAUAGAUGAAAUAAGGGAUAAGAAAACUGGCCUGGAAAGAAUAAUCGAACUGAAAUUAGAAAUUCAAAAUAAGAAACAGACUGAACUGAAAAAUGUAAAAUAUGAACUGCAAGAGCUAGAGGGAUCUUCGGACAGAAUUCUUGAACUGGACCAGGAACUCGGAAAAACUGAACUUGAACUUGGCAAGGCAGAAGAAAAGAGUAAUAUAGCAGCACUGAAAGAAGAAGUACCAGCACUGCUACGGGAGAAAGGAGACCUGGACAGAAGCCUUCGUAAACUAGACCAGGAGAUGGAGCAGUUAAACCACCACACCAUGACGAGAACCCAAAUGGAAAUGCUGACGAGAGACAAAGCUGACAAAGAUGAACAGAUAAGAAAAAUAAAAUCUAGACACAAUGAUGAAUUAACUUCAUUGUUAGGCUAUUUUCCCAACAAAAAGCAACUUGAAGACUGGCUUCAUAGUAAAUCUAAAGAAAUCAAUCAGACAAGGGACCAACUUGCCAAAUUUAACAAAGAACUAGCUUCAGCAGAACAAAAUAAAAAUCAUAUCAACAGUGAACUCAAGCAGAAGGAAGAACAGUUGUCCAAAUAUGAAGACAAACUAUUUGAUGUUUGUGGGAGUCAAGAUUUUGAAAGUGAUUUAGACAAACUAAUGGAUGAAAUUGAAAAAUCUUCUAAACAGCGAGCGAUGCUUGCUGGAGCCACAGCAGUUUACUCCCAGUUUAUUACUCAGCUAACUGAUGAAAACCAGUCAUGUUGCCCUGUAUGUCAGCGAGUGUUUCAGACAGAGGCUGAACUACAAGAUGUGAUAAGUGAUUUGCAAUCCAAGCUGCGCCUUGCUCCUGACAAACUCAAGUCAACAGAAUCUGAGCUGAAGAGAAGAGAAAAAAGGCGUGAUGAAAUGAUGGGGCUUAAACCAAUAAGACAAAACAUAAUUGAUUUGAAGGAAAGAGAAAUACCAGAAUUGAGGAAUAAACUACAGAAUGUGAACCGGGACAUACAGCAUCUGAAGGGUGAAAUAGAAGAACAAGAGACUCUUUUAGGCACCAUAAUGCCUGAAGAGGAAAGUGCCAAAGCAUGUCUAACAGAUGUCACUAUCAUGGAAAGGUUACAGAUGGAACUUAGAGAUGUUGAACGAAAAAUUGCACAACAAGCGGCAAAGCUACAAGGAGUAGAUUUGGAUCGAACUGUUCAACAAGUAAACCAAGAAAAGCAAGAAAAGCAGCAUAGAUUGGACACAGUUUCCAGUAAAAUUGAGUUGAAUCGUAAGCUUAUCCAGGACCAACAAGAACAAAUCCAACACCUAAAAAGUACAGUAAAUGAACUUAAAUCAGAAAAGCUUCAGAUAUCUAGUAAUCUGCAACGUCGACAGCAGCUGGAGGAACAGACAGUAGAAUUGUCUACAGAAGUUCAGUCCUUACAUCGAGAAAUAAAAGAUUCAAAAGAGCAGCUGUGUCCUUUGGAAGCAACUCUGGAAAAAUUGCAGCAAGAAAAAGAAGAAUUAAUUAAUAAAAAGAAUGCAAAUAAUAAUGCAGCACAGGAAAAAUUAAAUGAUAUCAAAGAGAAAGUUAAAAAUAUCUCUAGUUACAUGAAGGACAUUGACAACUAUAUUCAAGAUGGAAAAGACAGCUACAAAAUGCAAAAAGAAGAUGAACUUAACAAAGUAAUAAGUCAGCUAAAUGAAUGUGAAAAGCAAAAAGACAAGAUAAGUAAGGAAAUGGGAACAAUGAGACAAGAUAUUGAUAUGCAAAAGGUGCAAGAAAGGUGGCUACAAGAUAACCUUACUCUGAGGAAGAGAAAAGAGGAACUGAAAGAAGUUGAAGAAGAAAGAAAGCAGCACUUAAAGGAGAUGGGACAAAUGCAGGUUUUACAGCUGAAAAAUGAAUAUCAAACAUUGGAAGAAAAAAUAGAAACACUGAAAAGAAAUCACAGUUUAGCAUUAGGACGACAAAAAGGCUACGAGGAAGAAAUUAUUCAUUUUAAGAGAGAACUUCGGGACCCUCAAUUUGCUGAUGCUGAGGAAAAGUACAGAGAAAUGAUGAUUGUGAUGAGAACAACAGAACUUGUGAACAAGGACCUCGACAUUUAUUAUAAGGCAUUGGACCAUGCUAUAAUGAAGUUUCAUAGCAUGAAAAUGGAAGAAAUCAAUAAAAUUAUUCGUGAUCUCUGGCGAAGUACCUACCGAGGCCAAGAUAUUGAAUAUAUAGAAAUUCGGUCUGAUACAGAUGAAAACGUAUCCGCUUCUGACAAAAGGAGGAAUUACAACUAUAGAGUAGUAAUGCUAAAAGGAGACACAGCCUUGGAUAUGCGAGGAAGGUGCAGUGCUGGACAAAAGUCCAGUGCUCUAGACUGUCAAGAUCUUCUGGGAUUCAGACCCGGUCAUCAAAGGAAAUGGAUGAGUAUCUGCAAAAAUAUAAAAUAUACAAACCAACAAAAACAGAUUAACAUAUUAAUACACUCAGAAAAUAGAGCAAAUCAUAAGUGAACUGCCAUAAGAUACUGAAAACUUUAUUAUGAGUAGCAGUAACCAAAGAAGUGUACAAGAUAGACAAUACAAAGGAAUUAGGUCAUGGGUUCAAAGUGUUAGAAUUGGAAGGGACCCUAAAGGCCAUGAGGGCCAAGCCCUUCAUUUUACAGAUAAAAUGGGAUUUGACACCAGAUCCUCUUAAUUACAAGUCUAGUGCCUAUUGCCACUUUACCUUCUCAUUUCUCUCCAUUGUAUCUCUAGAGGUUCUUAUUGGCUUAGGAAACCAUAAUUGGCCACAUUAGCAAACCAGAUACCUAGUAGUAACAUAUGAGGUAUUAAAUUGAACUCAUACUUUUUGAAAAAGUAGGAGUGUUAGCUGGCAUGGUUGAAUCUUUGGACUCCCUGACUAUCUCUAGUACAUUGUCUUUACCUACAUUUGUCUAAGAGUGUAUCUACCUAUAAACUGAUGAGUUUGGUGAAGUAACUAUAAAUACCAUCUCUUAAAGACUUAACAAAAAAUAUCCACAAGAUUAAGAUAUAAUUGAUUGUGCUUCUGGCAUGAAUUCCAUGAUCCCUGAGCCACGUGCUAGCUUGCAUGUCUGGGAGAAAUCAUAUGGAAAUCUAGAGAUUAGGACUACGGACUACGUAGUGAUUGUUGGUUGGGUCUGGCAUAGUGUACAUCACUGGGUUCUGUUCAAGUUGCCACCAUUUAAGAGAGAAGUGGCAAAUAUGAAAGAAUCCAAAAGAGAAGUAAAAAGUUAAAGGGCAAUAAAGUAGUACCUGUGGUGCUACCUUUUUUGGAAGACUUGGAAUUAGAAAUGCAUGGUCUCAGGGGCAGCU